Molecule: messenger RNA, 1089 nt
Organism: Eimeria necatrix
Lineage: Eukaryota; Apicomplexa; Conoidasida; Eucoccidiorida; Eimeriidae
Product: aldehyde dehydrogenase, putative
Exons: 5
Coding region: 1-1089 (362 amino acids)
Molecular function (GO): aldehyde dehydrogenase (NAD+) activity
Source: RefSeq, a predicted model, not a curated record
AUGCCGUUGGAAGACGCGGACUUAAUCAGCGCGAGGGGGCCUGUGAUGUCGGAGCUUUUGCGGCGAAGCCCCAUCCGGCUUCUCCAGUUCACAGGUAUUGCUGCUGCUGCUGCCUCCGCACUGUGCACCCCUGCAUCUUCGCUCCCCUUUCCUUUCCCACGGCUGCCACCGCAGCACAGCAGCAGCAGCAGCAGCAGCAGCAGCAGCAGCAGCAGCAAGAGUGGUGCGUGUGUUGCUGCUGCAGGCAGCAGCUCGGUGGCGCGGGAACUCUCGCUGCUGCUGCAGGGCCGCGUGCGAAUAGAAGACGGGGGUUUUAAUUUUAAGGUUUUGGGAAAAGACAUAAACCCUAGCGAGCAGCAAACCCUCGCCUACGUGGCCUGGCAGGCCGACGAGGACGCCUACGCGCUCUCCGGGCAAAAGUGCUCGGCGCAGUCGCUGCUGCUUGUGCACCGCAACUGGGUUGCUGCGGGGCUGCUGCAGCUUCUUGCUGCUGCUGCUGCUCGCCGCUCUCUCCAAACCCUCACAAUUUGUCCCUUGUUGUCUCUAAACAACCAGCAAAUGCACCGCCACGUGCAGGCGCUGCUGGCGCUGAAGGGCGCCCGCCUGCUGUUCGGCGGCUACCCGCUGCAGCAGCAGCAACAGCAGCAACAGCAGCAGCAGCAGCAGCAGCAGCAGCAGCAGCAGCAGCAGCAGCACUCAGUGCCCCCGCAGUUCGGGCUCUACGCCCCCACUGCCGUUUCGCUGCCGCUGCAAACCCUCGCCUUCGACGCUGCUGCCCGGCAAGUGGCACUUCAGGAGGUUUUCGGGCCACUACAGGUUAGCAGCAGCAGCAGCAGCAGCAGCAGCAGCAGCAGCAGCAGCAGCAGCAGCAGCAGCAGCAAGCAGCACCAGCGAACAGCGGCAGCAGAGGGGGCCCCCAGGGCCCCUGUGGAAGGGCCCCUGUGGGGCUCCCCAGAGGCCCCACAGAGGGGGUUUGCUGGGGGUUCGAGGCUGCUGCCCCCAGGGGGUUUGGGGCCUGUGGAGCUAGGAGAAAUCAUUUUCGACAAUGGACCCGUGCCAGCGGAUUGGAAGUGGCCCCCUCCUUCCUAA